Sordaria macrospora k-hell is the source of this 1491-nucleotide messenger RNA. RefSeq lists its product as uncharacterized. Gene Ontology annotation, biological process: retrograde vesicle-mediated transport, Golgi to endoplasmic reticulum. Gene Ontology annotation, molecular function: SNAP receptor activity. Gene Ontology annotation, cellular component: endoplasmic reticulum; SNARE complex. Lineage: Eukaryota; Fungi; Ascomycota; Sordariomycetes; Sordariales; Sordariaceae. The record is from RefSeq and is a predicted model, not a curated record.
AUGUCAUCGUUCGAAACGCUCCAAGAGCGGCUCACGACCCUCCAGGAGACGACCGGCCAGCUUAAGGAGCUCAUCGACCGUCUCGCCACCCUCAAAUUCGAGCCCGGUUCCGUUCCUCUCAGCAACAGCAUCAGCAGUCUCUCCAACGCCGGCGCCGAUGGAAACACCGACAAUGAGGCCGCCGAUUUGAGCGCCGAAAUUAGCCAGGUCUUGCGCGAGGAGGAGGAGGAUCUGGAGUUGCUGCAGGAGGAGAUCAUCGACUUGCGCUCCGGCCAUCCAGGGAGCGAGGCAGAACACAAGAAGACGAGGUUAAAGGAGGGCGCGCAACGCUUGGCUGUUGAGAUCAAGGGCUGCCGAACCUCCUUCCGCAAAGCCCAACUCGCCGCGCGCCGCAACCUCGAAACCGCCCAGCGCCUCGAGCGCCAACUCCUGCUAGCCUCCUACGUCGCCGUCGCCGCCAACCUCGCCGCUACAUCAUCAGACCGCGGAUCCGGCGCCUCAACACCCGCGCCUCAGCAGCCAACCUCGACCACCCCGCCCCCUCUCGCAACCUCCGCCGCCGCCGCCACUUCCUCAGAUGCCGCCCCCCCUCUCGACACCCGCCAAGCCCUCUUCGGCAACCGUCGGCGCAAAAACCACCAAACGACCGCGGCCCCCUCGCACGACUCGGAAGUCGUCUCCGCCUCCUCCACCGUGACCGACGCGCUCCGGCGCACGCACGCGCUGAUCGCCUCGGAAGUAGCCAAGUCGGCGUUCGCGUCGCAGACGCUUGCCGAGAGCACGGCCGCGUUGAAGGAGCUGCAGCGCAGCUACGAGGGGAUUGAUUCGCUCCUGACGCGCUCGCGGGACCUGGUAUCUACCCUGCUGCAGAGCCAGAAGAGCGAUACGUGGUACUUGCGGACGAGCCUGUACAUGUUGCUGUGCACGCUGGGGUGGCUGGUGUUUAGGAGGUGGUUGUAUGGACCGCUUUGGUGGGUUUUGUGGCUGCCGCUGAAGAUGGUUUGGAAGGGUGGACGGGCUGCGUACUCUGUGUCGACGCAUCAUGGUGCGGAAACUACAGCAGGGGCGAGGAUGGAGGUUUUGGUUGGGAAUGAUGGAAAGGGAGCAGGAAGGAGUGUGGUGGGGAUGGCGGAGGAGGGGGCUGUUCCUACUGUCCAGGUUGGAGUUGAGAAAGGGGAGAAGAGGGAUAAUGGUAAUGAUGUGGACGAACCGGAAUCGAUGGUUGAAAAGGUUGGAAGGAUUAUCGAGGAGAAUUUGCCGCCUUUGGAGGAUGAGAAGGAUGAUACGCAUCAGAUCGUGGUCGAAGAUCCGGACCUGGAACAAGGUUGGAUUGGUCAGGAGUAUAUCUUUACCGGGAAACAAGGAGAGAAGGGAGAACAGGAGGAGGAGGAGGAGGAGGAGGAGGAGGAGGAGGAAGUGGUACAACGAAAUCCCAAGAAGCGGAUGUGGGAAGAACCCGUGGCGAACCAACCGAUUAAGGAUGAGCUUUGA